GUCUUCACAGUUAACGAUACUGUAAAUUCCGCGCAGAUAACAUAAUGUAUUCGUUCAAAGAGAAGUAUUUGUGCUAACACUGUCUCAACCUGUUGAAACUCGAUGGUCGCAGUCCGAUACUUCAAAAAACACUCGCAUGAAAAUAAAAUCGCAGGGUCAAAGGUGUACAAUUAGUUGCUUAUUAUGGAGGAAGAAGAAACUCUACAGUCCAAACAAAUUGUUUGUCUGGAGAAAGAGGGAGGUUCUGCCUCUAAAAUGAGUAUUUAUGGAGAAGGAGAGGAAGAGGAGGAGAACACUCUUCACCACCAGUUCCAGAGUGCAGAAUCUCCAGUUCUAAGCUAUGUGUCUUUGAAGAGUGACAGAUCCAUGGCGGAACCUCUUAAAUUCAGUGAUAAAGCAGAAAACUUUCAGCUCAGUAUUUUUAGUAUUUCAGAGAAUGAGCGGAAAAGUGCUGUUCACAAUCAGGCCCAGAGAGCAGCAUCUCCUGUUCCAAGCUAUGUGUCAGUGAAGAGUGACAGAUCCAUGGCCGAACCUCUUAAAUUCAGUGAUAAGGGAAGACCAUUUCAGCCCAGUAUUUUUAGUAUUUCAGAGUGUGAGAGGAAAAGUGCUGUUCACAAUCAGGCCCAGAGAGCAGCAUCUCCAGUUCCAAGCUAUGUGUCAGUGAAGAGUGACAGGUCCAUGGCCGAACCUCUUAAAUUCAGUGAUAAGGGAGGACAAUUUCAGACCAGUAUUCCAGAGAGAGAAGGGGAGAAUGCUGUUCUCGACCAUUUCCAGAGAGCAGCAUCUCCAGUUCCAAGCUACGUAUCUUUGAAGAGUGACAGAUCUAUGGCUGAACCUCUUAAAUUCUGUGAAAAAGCAGGACACUCUCAGCCCAGUAUUUUCAGUAUUUCAAAGAAAGAGAGGGAGAGAGCUGCAUCUCCACUACCAAGCUACAUGUCUUUGAAAAGUGACAGGUCCAUGGCUGAACCUCUUAAAUUCAGAAAUAAAGCAGGACCCUUUCACCCCAGUGGGACAAAGGAACAGGUGGUUCAGGAUCUGUUCAGGUGUCCGUCCGAAGAUUGCGACUGUCUUCAGUGCAGUAACAAAUCUGGAAUAUGUUCCGUUACACACUCUCACAUAGUAGAGUCAAGCUUUGUUGGUGGUGCUCACUGCCACCCUGUAGCUGCUGAUGUGGUCUACGAUGUUUGCUGUGGGAUGCAGCUCGAAGAUGUGGAGCCCUGUGUGACCAGCACACAUGCACUGGAGGUAACUGGAGACCUGCAUGAGGACUCGUACAAACCAGUAGAUGAUAGCCUACAAAAUGUCAAAGAGAAUCACAAAAAAAGCAUGAAGAACAAGUACGAGAGCUUAUUUGAAGGAAUCAACAUACAACAGCAUAAAACCCUCUUGAAUAAGAUUUACACCCAGCUGUACAUAAUAGAGGGAGAGACUGAAGGGGUGAAUGAAGAACAUGAGGUUGUACAAAUAGAAAAAGCUAAGACUGAACGCUUGCAAGGCACUCCAAUAAACUGCAAUUACAUUUUUCAGCCCAUAUCUGAACUAAGUUAUAAAAGGGAGAGAAAAGACGAGAAAGAAAAAAUAAAGACAGUGCUUACCAAAGGCAUUGCCGGAAUUGGAAAAACAGUCUCUGUGCAGAAGUUCAUUCUGGACUGGGCUGAGGGAAAAGCAAAUCAGGAUGUUGAUUUUAUCUUUUUUCUUCCAUUUCGCGAGUUAAACUUGGUUAAAGAUGACCAAUAUAACCUUCACAGACUACUUCUAGACUUCCAUCCAAAACUUCUUGAGUUAGACUCAAAGAUGUAUGAUCUAUGUAAAGUCUUGUUCAUCUUUGAUGGUCUAGAUGAAAGUAGAAUUACAUUGAAUUUUUCUGACAGUGAGAAAGUUUCUGACGUGUUUACGACAUCAUCAUUGUGUGCGUUAAUGUCAAAUCUCAUCAAAGGUGAGCUGCUGCCCUCUGCUCUCAUCUGGAUAACAUCCAGACCAGCAGCAGCCAAUCAAAUCCCUUCACAAUAUAUCAGCCGUGUGACAGAAGUUCAGGGAUUCAAUGACCCUCAGAAGGUGGAAUAUUUCAGGAAGAGGAUCAGCGAUCAGGAUCAAGCCAGCAAAAUCAUCUUGCACAUAAGAAAAACAAGAAGCCUCCACAUCAUGUGUCACAUUCCAGUCUUCUGCUGGAUCUCAGCAUCUGUGCUUCAGAAAAUCCUGGAACAAGAUCAUGGUGCAGAAAUCCCCAAAACUCUAACAGAAAUGUACAUACAUUUCCUGAUAAUUCAGACCAAUAUGAAGAUACAGAAGUAUGAUGAGAGAGAUGAGAGAAAUGGGAAAGAUCCAAAGUUGCUACUGCAGUCAGACACAGAUAUGAUUCUGAAACUUGCUGAACUUGCUUUCAAAGCUCUGAUUAAGGGCAAUGUCCUUUUCUAUGAUGAGGACCUGAGAGAGAGUGGCAUAGAUGUCAAUGAGGCCUCAGUGUAUUCUGGAAUUUGCACAGAGAUCUUUGGGGCAGAAUCAGUUAUCUAUUCAAGGAAGGUCUACGGCUUUGUACAUCUGAGCUUUCAAGAGUUUUUUGCAGCACUUCAUGCAUUUUCCAGCUAUUUACACAAGAACACAGAUGUUCUGAAAAUGUUUCAUAAAAAGAAAAGGAGAGAAAAGUACAAAUCUCAGUCUGAAGGUGUUCCUUUGGAUGUGUUUCUGAAGGAUGUAGUAGAUGAAGCACUGAAGAGCAAAAAUGGCCAUCUGGAUCUUUUCCUUCGAUUUCUUCAUGGCAUCACACUGGAGUCAAAUCAGAGACUUCUUAAAGGUUUGCUAACACGCAUGGAGAACAACCCGGAAAGCAUAAAGAAAGUGAUCAAAAACCUAAAACAAAGUCAAAAACAGGAUGUUAAGCCAGAAAGAUGGAUUAAUCUCUCACAUUGCUUACUUGAAAUGAAGGACAGUUCUAUUCUUGAAGAUAUUCAAGCUUUCCUCAAAUCUGAAGCAAAAAGUAAAAAAUAUCUUUCACCUGCUCACUGUUCAGCUUUGGCUAACAUGCUGCUGAUAUCAGAGGAUGUAUUUGAAGAAUUAAACCUCAAGAAAUACAACACAACAUCCACGGAGGCUCAAAGGAGGCUGGUACCAGCUGUGAGGAACUGCCGAAAAGCUCUAUUGGCAGGCUGUAAUCUCACUGAACAGUCUUGUGAAAUUGUGGCCUCGGCUCUACAGUCUACAAACUCCCCUGUGAGAGAGCUGGACAUGAGUAACAAUGACCUUCAAGAUUCAGGAGUUGAGCUGCUCUCUUUUGGAAUAACGAGUUCACACUGUAAACUGAAGAUACUUAGAUUAAAAUGCUGUAAACUCACCAUGCUGUCAUGCAAAUAUGUGGCUUCAGCUCUGCUAUCAGCAAAUUCGUUCCUGAGUGAGCUGGACCUCAGUAAUAAUGAGCUGCAUCAAUCUGGAUUGGAGCUGCUCACUUCUGGACUGAAGAGUACUAAACUGGAGAUAUUAAGAUUGUCUGGCUGUAAACUCAGUGCUCAGUCCUGUGAGACUGUGGCCUCAGUUUUACAAUCAGUAAACUCCUACCUGAGAGAGCUGGACCUGAGUAACAAUGACCUGCAGGAUCCAGGAGUGAAGCAGCUGUCAACUGGACUGUCAAGUACACACUGUAAAUUAAAGAACCUAAGAUUGGCAAGCUGUAAACUCACUGAUCAGUCCUGUAAAAUUUUGGCCUCAAUUCUACAAUCAGUAAAUUGCCUUCUGAUAGAGCUGGAUCUGAGUAACAAUGGCCUGCAGGAUUUAGGAGUAAAGCUGCUUUCUGCUGGAUUGAAGAGUCCAAACUGUAAGCUUGGGAUUCUGAGAAUGGCCAUCUGUAAUCUCACUCACUUGUCCUGUAAAACUGUGGCAACAGUUCUACAAUCAGCAAAUUCUUUGUUGAGAGAGCUGAACCUGAGCAAGAAUCACCUGCAGGAUUCAGGAGUGGAGCUGCUCUCUGAUGGACUGAAGAGUUCACACUGUAAACUGGAGAUACUGAGACUGUCUGGCUGUAUUAUCACAGACAAAGGCUUUUCUGUUCUGGCAGAAGCUCUGAGUUCAAACCCCUCACACCUGAAAGAGCUGGACCUUAGCUGCAAUCACCCUGGAGAUAUAGGUCAUGUUUUGCUCUCUGCUAGACUGGAGGAUCCAACCUGCAAAUUGGAGAUAUUGAAUGUGGAACAUGAAGGAAAGUUUAGGAUUGCAGCAGGAUUUCGAAGAUACACCUGUGAGCUCACACUGGACCCCAACACAGCACAUACACAUCUCUCUCUAUCUGAGGAGAAUAAAAAGGUUACGCAUGCAGAAAAGCAGCAGUCAUAUCCUGAUCAUCCGGAGAGAUUUGAGUGCUUUCCUCAGGUUCUGUGCAGAGAGAGCCUGUGUAGACGCUGUUCCUGGGAGGUUGAAUGGAGUGGGAAGUGUGGGGCCUACGUUUCAUUGUCAUAUAAAGAAAUCAAGAGGAAAGGAGAGAGCACUGACUGUGAAUUUGGAUCCAAUGAAAAGUCUUGGAGGCUGAUCUGCUCUGAUAACAGCUUCACUGCCUGGCACAAUAAUGAGAGAACUAAAAUACGUCCUCCUUCUUCCUCAUCACGUUCUAAAAGAGUGGGGGUGUAUCUGGACUGGCCGGUUGGCACUCUGUCCUUCUACAGCAUCUCUAGCACACAUAGAGUCACGCACUUACACACAUUUAACUCCACAUUCUCUGAGCCUCUCUAUGCAGGGUUUGGUCUUUAUUCCGGCUCCUCUGUGUCUCUUCUGUCUGUGUCAGAAGUUUCCUGUUAGAAACAAUAUGGAGGUCACACAUAGCACUUUUUUGUUUAGUAAUUUAUACAAUUUCUGAAGGUAAAAAAAAGUGUUUGUAAAAAAUCACAUAAAAAUAACAGGCUACUCUACCUGAGUAUGCGAUGUGAUUGGGCUAGAUAAGAUGACAAACAAUCUGGUAUAACUUUGUUUGCCUACUCUGAUAAACAUAACUAAUGUCAAUAUAAAGAUGAUGUCUUCCUAUUAAUCAAAUUGAUUUCAAAAGAUUAUCCUUCAGUAGUUUUAAAUGUAAAUAAAUAGUCCUAAAUAAAUAAUUUAACUAAAUAAAAGAUGUUUGAGGGUGUGGUUCCGAGACUGUAUUGCUGAUGGCUGUAACCUUAUUAGUAAAAAAUGUGGCAAAGACAUCUGCUGUCAGUGAGGUGUCAGGCAGUGGAGGUGGAGGACAGAGGAGUGUGUUGAAUGUUCUAAAUAAGCUGCGAGUGUCUGUAGUACUGUUGAUCUUGUCUUAACGUUAUCUGAUCUAGAGUCCCUAGAUUAUGCACAAUUUGAGUGAAUUGUAUUUAUGGCCUAGGAGUUUGAAAAAGUAAGUUUUUAAUUCCAUUCAAAAUGGUGGACAGGAAGUAUGGCCGACCAUGGCAAAUCGGGAAUCAUCGUAUUCCACAAAACCCAAGGAAUUAGUGAUUGGUCAUUCACGAAUGAACCGGCUCUUGUAGGUGAAGGUUGAGAGCCGGCUCGCAUAUCAGAAGAGCCAAAUCUAUUUAUAAAUAUAUAUAAAAAAUUAAGAUAUGAAAAAUUAAAAGAUUUAAAUGAAUAGAAUUAACUAAUUAAAAGAACGAAAAAAUAAAUAAAAUAAUAUAGGCAUAAAUGCUCAAGCGCACACACAUUCGUUCUGAUUGUCUGCUCAGACUAACAGCCUUGCUCGCGUGUUGUUCCUGUCAAUCAGACAUGUAGUAAUCAAUGAACCAAAGAUGCGUGAGGGAGGGCGGAGACAAUUUAUUAUGUUGUUCAGAUUGUAUUUGCUUUGAAUUGUUACAUUUAUAUGCAUUUUGUUUAUAUAUAUAUAAAAAAAAAAGUUAUACUUUAAAUGCACAUGUGUAAUAGCAUCCAUUUUUUUUACAUUUAUUUCAAUUUGUGGGAUGCUGCAGUUUUGCAAAUUGUUAUUUAUUUUUCUUUGAUAUGGUGUAAAAUUCUAUUAUGCUGUUCAGAUUGUAUUCAUAUUGAAUGGUUAGAUUUAUAUGCACUUUGUUUAUAUACAAUGAAAAGAUGUUUAAUAGCAUUCUUAUUCAUAAACCAAUUCAUUUUUAAAUACAUUGUGGUUAAGCCUAGAGCAUGAUUUCAUUUAAUAAUUUAAUUAUUGUUUUAACACCAACUUUUGUCAAACUAUCACAAACUGUUUGAAUUGAAAAAAUACAAAA
Molecule: messenger RNA, 6173 nt
Organism: Xyrauchen texanus (razorback sucker)
Lineage: Eukaryota; Metazoa; Chordata; Actinopteri; Cypriniformes; Catostomidae
Product: NACHT, LRR and PYD domains-containing protein 12
Exons: 15
Coding region: 184-4779 (1531 amino acids)
Molecular function (GO): protein binding
Source: RefSeq, a predicted model, not a curated record